Messenger RNA from Lactuca virosa, 1686 nucleotides. The record is from the annotation of a GenBank genome assembly. NCBI's taxonomy places the organism in Eukaryota, Viridiplantae, Streptophyta, Magnoliopsida, Asterales, Asteraceae.
AUGGAACGCUUUUGUUCAACUCAAAACAUCACCGAGCUUCCAGGUUUGGCUCACUUUACCCCUCUUUAUAUGAUAAUACUAUAUUGCAGUGUUUCUAAUUCUGCUACUUCUUUCCAGGAAAUAAGCAGCAAAGCUACAGAGACUGCAAAGUUGAACAAGUAUCCGCCUCGGAUAGGCCCACGUGGUUAUCGUGGUAUGAAACCUCAAUGGGAAAAAGAGAUGGAGUCUGGUGAGUCAACGGAGUUCCAUAAUAUAAGAAGUGAACGUGCAAGGAAUUUUAUCCUUGCUAGGUUAAAACGUGAUCCCACAGGAAUAUACUCGUUACCUACUGAUCUCUACUCCUUGGCAUCUGAAUUGAAGAUGAAGAUCGAGGCUGAGGCUAUGAUGGAGGCCAAAAUGGAAGCCAAGAUAGAAGAGAUGAAUGCUCAGAUGGAAGAGAUGAAAACAUAUAUGCACCAGCUUCUCUCAAAGAAUGAAGGAAUACACAUUACCAGUCCGGUAUUGAAGAAAAAUAGUGUCGUCUCGACUGUAUCAGAUGAGUUGGAUGGGAUAAAGACUCCUACUGCUUGCGAGUUAGUGAUACCAUACGGCGCAAUGAACCAAAAAUGUGCAAAAGGGAUGGUCUUUCCAUAUGGGAAUGGACAAAUACAUUCAGUUCCUUUAAAUGCAAAUCAUUUGAGGGUAUCCAUAGACAAGAUCUAUGACCAAUAUGAUUGUAUCCCUCUUCCUGUCUCGACCGAAGAAGCGAGUAAGUUGUGUGAGGCGCUUCAUGGUAUAGUUCAGUGGCCAAGGAAUGCAAUUAAGAUCAUUCAGUCCUCACAGUUCAAGCCAAAUGUUGAACAAGAUAAAAGAUGUUCCUCUCUACCGGUAGCUAUCGACCCGCAACCUCGCAUAACCAAGAGUGUGCCAGUAAUCUCGAAGGGUGUUAUGAAGAAGACCAAGCCAUCAAAGGAAAGUUUGAUACCAUAUAAUUCUAAUAAGCAAGUCGAACUAGAAAAAAUGCCCUUGGUCAUGAAAAGAAUGUAUAGACGUUUGAUGAAUCGUGAAGCUCUUGAUGAUGCGAUUUAUGUUGAAGCCGAACCCGGGAUCCUUGGAGCUCGGAAAAUUGAAACGUACAUUUACCCCGAGGAGAUUUUACGUCUGUUGAAUAAACAAUGGCUUGAUAUUAGUGUCAUAACUUGGUUUCAAAUCAUGUUACAUUCAAUGCUUGAAACACAUGGUGGGAAUAAAGUUAACAAAUGUGCUUUUAUUUCCCCAAGUGAGAUUCAAGCAACAAUAUGCGAGUCAAAUGGUGAGGGUGUUGUAAGUUACAUUGUUGAUGCAAUGCGCUUCCAUAAAGACAAACAGUUUUUUGUCGCACCCUAUUGGCAAGGAUUGCAUUGGAUGCUGCUAGUAAUCUGCCCUAACCAAGGCACAGGGGCUGUUGCAAGGCUUAAGGAAGAUAUCGAAACAACACACCCAAUGAAUUGGACACUUGUCGAGUGCAACCAACAACCAUCAGGUUGGGAGUGCGGUUUUUACAUCAUGAGAUGGAUGUUUGAGUUCGUGUUGACUCGACAAAAUGAAUUCCUAAACAAAAAAAACUGGAACGAUAAAAAACCAUUUCCGGAUUGGGUGUUAAAUGAAAUCAUCGUUAUGUGGAGCUCAAGGUUUGAGAGUAAGUAUUUGAGUCAAGUGCCCCUUUGA